AUGCUGCUCCCGAGAUUUGAGAUACAACACCCUGUAGUUGCUUCGAAGCUAGCGCUCAGUGCUAUGCAAGAAUGGUUCCUGACGAUCCCAAAAUACCAGGACAAGGAGAGAGCUCAUACCCCUGAGGCUCGACUCAACGUCGAACCGUGGAGGGGUUGGCUGUCAGCUCAAGGCGCUUCGAGCCUUCUGGAGGCAGCCUGGUCUUCUAGGGGCAAGAUCAACUCGAUAAGGUCAGAGAGCGGCAGGGUCAGUACAAGACUAGACCCAAGACGGCCGACACCACAUGAGAUAUCCCCGACAUCCCUGGAGAGAAACAUGGUACAUGUCCUCCGAGCCUUUCGCGCUGAACUAGGCGCCGGUCACGGCCAUGAAGGUGCGAAAGACCAACUUGGAGGGGCGGUGAGAGCCGUGGAUCAAGUUGGGAGAAAGGGGGCGACGGGCGCUUUGAGGGUGAAAGAGGGGUUGUUGGUUAAUGGACUGGAUGAUCCUAGACACUUUUCCUUUAGGGACCGUGUGUUGCCGUCACUCGACGAUGGCCGGCCGGCGUUUCGCGAGAUCGUGAGUUUCCCUCACAUAUAG
Molecule: messenger RNA, 579 nt
Organism: Colletotrichum lupini
Lineage: Eukaryota; Fungi; Ascomycota; Sordariomycetes; Glomerellales; Glomerellaceae
Exons: 5
Coding region: 1-579 (192 amino acids)
Source: RefSeq, a predicted model, not a curated record